AUGACUCAAAGCAGUAUAAAACACGUGCUUAUCAUUGGCGGUGGGCCGACAGGUCUUUUACUCGCUGGUCUUCUUCGUGAUCAAAAUGUGCCUGUUACUGUUAUUGAAAAACGAAGAGAAAUGACACGAACACGAUGUGUUAAAUUAUUAGAAAGAAUUCUAUCAUACAAUACAGUUUCUGAUGAACUUUAUUUAUUUUCUGAAAGCCAACUUGAAGAACGACGAAAAGCCAUCAAAUCUAUGAAACCAAAACUCUUUAAGAUAAUUGCUAAUUGGCUAGAAAUAACUACACCUCUUCAACAUAUUCAGGAGACACUAGCAAAUUACUAUACUUCAGCUGACGAUCAAAUUCGUUUUAGUGAUCAAUACGACUUCAGUAAAAAUUUGGAUAUACUUGACUAUCAUCCGAAUACGAUUGUGAUCGAUUGUACAGGUUAUCAUUCUGUAUUACGUAAUCUCAUUUUACCAAAUAAUCGUGUUGAUCGAUUUAUUGAAUAUGUUUUAAUAUGUACAUUUAUAUAUGAAGACAGAUAUAUAUGCAAUGAGUUAUGCAAAUAUUAUAAAAAUCAAAAUACAAAAAAAUUUCAAAUCAUUCCAGCAAUUGAUGAUACUUAUACUACAGGAGAGAGACAAACACAUGUUACAUGUUUAAUUACAAUUGAGACGCCGCUGUACAAACAAUUGUCGAAGAUAGGACGUAUAACAUAUGAUUAUUUAAAAGAAAAUCAAAAUGAAAUCUAUGAUGAUCUGAAUACGUUUUUUAGUAAUCUUUCAACUGGAAAUUUGAACAAAAUUCACUUUGAUACGAUGGAAUUCAUUUGUAUUCCUUUACAAGUAUAUCGUGCUAGAAAAUUCACACAUACAGUGAAUAAUAACGAUCUCAAUCAACAUUGGGUAUUGAUGGGUGAUGCAGCGAUGGGUGGACCUUAUUUUCAAUCGAUUAGUAUGGGCUUUGAAUCGGCUAUUUAUUUCGCUUAUCUUUUUAAAAAUACGAACGGAAAUACUCAAGAUAUGUUGAAGCUAUAUGAAGAAUAUGUAGACAGAUUAUGGUUGACACUUCAGAUUCGUACAAGAGAAAUUCAACGAAACAAACAAAUUUUGCAAGCAUUAUGUGCUAAUGAUACACCUGGAAUUUUGAACAAGAUCAGAACUUAUUAA
Adineta steineri is the source of this 1158-nucleotide messenger RNA. Lineage: Eukaryota; Metazoa; Rotifera; Eurotatoria; Adinetida; Adinetidae. The record is from the annotation of a GenBank genome assembly.